AAUGAGCGAACGAGUGAGGCAAGCCGCCAUCUUGAAAUGUGGAAAAUUGACGAUAUAUACGACUAAAAAGCACUCUUCCAACCUUCUUUUCUUGGUAGGGAGUCUGCAGGUAUCCACAAUACAUGCUACAAUUCCAUUAUGAAGUGCGAUAGUGAUAUCCGUAAGGAUCUCGACGCUAACACUGUCCUCUCUGGUGGGUCAACCAUGUAUCUUGGUAUUGCUGACAGAAUGCAAGAAAUCACCUCUUGCCCUCUAGAAAUCAAGGUCAUUGCUCCACCAGAUAGAAAAUACUCUGUCUGGAUUGGUGGCUCCAUUUUGGCAUCACUUUCCACCUUCCAACAGAUGUGGAUCUCGAAACAAGAAUACGAUGAAUCUAGACCUUCGAUUGUGCACAGGAAAUGCUUCUAGAAAGGGAAAAUAUUAUGGAGUUUGUUGACUAACGUAGCAUCAAAGUUGAAAUAAAUAAAGCUUUUGUUGGUUUUAUUUGCUUCCUUCUUUUGUAUGAAGACCUGAUUUUCAUGUUUUCUUUAUUUAUAUCUGUAAAGUUAUUUGAAUUUUAAAUUGUGAAAUUUUGAUGAUUGAACACAUAAUUGAACAACAACA
Molecule: messenger RNA, 603 nt
Organism: Xenia sp. Carnegie-2017
Lineage: Eukaryota; Metazoa; Cnidaria; Anthozoa; Malacalcyonacea; Xeniidae
Product: actin, muscle-like
Source: RefSeq, a predicted model, not a curated record